Messenger RNA from Aphanomyces astaci, 666 nucleotides. RefSeq lists its product as hypothetical. Gene Ontology annotation, molecular function: nucleic acid binding. The record is from RefSeq and is a predicted model, not a curated record. The transcript has 2 exons. Bases 1 to 666 code for a protein of 221 amino acids. NCBI's taxonomy places the organism in Eukaryota, Oomycota, Saprolegniomycetes, Saprolegniales, Verrucalvaceae.
AUGUUACCUACUGUGACGAUUAGCCCCCGUGGACUGGUCUACCAUGACGAAAGCGUCAUCCACCACCACUACUGUCGGCACCGAGGCAGCUUGUACGAUCCGACUGACGACGUCACCAAGCCGAAACAUAAGGGCCGCCAAUACUGCUUCAUUGCCGGAAUACUCGAUGACGGAUCGGAUGUGUCCCACCUACUCGGUCCAGACAUCUUUGUUGGUGGGAAAAAUAAUGGCAAGGUUGUUAAAUAUUACCAUUGUAUGCAUAACCAUGUGUACUUCGUGGACUGGUUCGGAAAGCUGCUGGACGAAGUCGAGGAGCUGAGGUGGUCAUCGGCCGUUUUCGUCAUGGACAACGCCAAGUACCACAAGGGGAAGCCACAGUCGACACCCAAGGGAACGAGGAAGAAGAGCGACCUGUAUCAAGCGUGUGUCGACAACAUGCUGACGGAUGUCGCGCCUACUGACCUAAAGUCCACGAUUUGGAAGACACUGAAGAAACACCUCGACGAGCAUGUCCCACCUGUUGCUGUUGCAAUGGCGCGGGCUCGUGCCCAUCAUGUUGUCUACGCUGUGCCUGUUUCUCGGAGCUUCAACCUAUCGAAAUGGUGUGGGCAAACGUCAAGGGAACAGUUGGACUGCGCGUUGAAUUGGCUGGGCAUUUCGGAAUGA